Molecule: messenger RNA, 375 nt
Organism: Fusarium odoratissimum NRRL 54006
Lineage: Eukaryota; Fungi; Ascomycota; Sordariomycetes; Hypocreales; Nectriaceae
Exons: 1
Coding region: 1-375 (124 amino acids)
Source: RefSeq, a predicted model, not a curated record
AUGGCGUCUCCCAGCAAAGAUACAGAGGCAUCUCCACUCGUCUAUCAACCCCUCAACAAGGAUCAACGAGAAAUACGUCUUCUUGAGAUCCUCCCCAACCCUCCUGACGGCAAAGUCAACUGCAAACUGCACAUCGUCCUUCUUACACCGGAUCUUUACUACACUUGCAUCUCCUACGUCUGGGGUGACCCGAACGUCACUGAAGAGAUUAUUGUUGAUGGUGUCCCACGACGAGUUACCGUCACCCUUGCUACUGCACUUCGGCAUGUAAAGAGGCAUUGGACUGAGAUCGAAAGGAAGUCAGAUCCCGACCUUGAUACCUCUAAGUUUCGCUUGUGGGCUGAUGCUCUCUCUGUAUCAACCAAGAUGACCUAA